UAUGACAUGUUAUGGUAGACAGGUUUGUCAGGCCUGGCAGACUGGUUUUGAAACAGCCAGUCAAUAACAGAAAUCAGAUAUUUUUAAAAUCUAAAAGUGUGGUCAGUUAUUCAAAUAUAGGUGAUGAUGAUGAUGAUGAUGACUUUACUGAUCCGACGCCACCUCCAAGUAGAAAACUUAACAAUGGAAAAGAAAACAAACUACAAAUGAAAGAGAAGAUAAAAAAACCUGCAGCUAAUUCUAAUGACAAAAAGAAAGCUAAUAGGAAAUCUCUUGACGAUAGACUAUUAGAUGUACAACUUAAAGAAGCAUUAGCUGCCUCAUUGCUGGAUUGUUCUAAUAAUAAUAAUAAUAAUAAUAGUAGCAGUCAAGAAACAAGAGAUAUUCAUUCUGUAACAGAUAAAGUUGAAAAGCAACCUGAUACAAAAACUAAUUUAAACAAAUCUACGGAGGAUGAUAUUGAAAUUAUAUCCACUGAACUUGUUGAGGAUUCACCUCCUAGAAAACGUCAGAAAUUACAAUAUUCCAGUGAUGAUGAUGAUAAAGAUAGUACAUUUGCUGUUGAAAUUGGAAGCAGUGAUGAUGAUGAGGAUGAUGAUGAUGAUUUUGAUGAUGAUGACAGUGAAGAUGAUAGUGAUUAUGUGGAAAAGCCCAACAAGAAAAAAAAUGUCAAUAAAAUGUUUAGUGCAAAAAAGUCCACUGCUAAAGAUAAAACUUCAUCCAAAAUAAACUCAAAGGCUGGUUCAAAUACUACAAAAACUGUCAGAAUUACUCCAAUAUUAAACUCUAAACCUAAAUCCAGUCCUGCAAGGGUCAAAACUGCUGGAAUAUUAAACACUAAACCAACAUCUAAAUCUGCAACUCCAAAAAUAAAUUCUAAAUCUGUCAUUAACUCACCAUCACUUAAAUUAAAUACACCUAAAAGUAGUUGUGUAUCUACUGUAGUAUCACGAACACCUAUAUUUUCUAUUAGUAGAAAAAUACCAGCAUGGACACCACCAGGUCCAUCUAGUCGAGGUAACAGUGACAUGAAUUGUAGCUUGAAAUCACCAACUGGAGGGAUGCGACUUGGUUUGUCCAGAAACCAACGAGUUAAACCAUUACAUCCCUCUGUUCAACAUUGAAAUCCUUUUUUAUGUUUUAACCAACACUGAGGUACUUCAUUCCUAUUAAAGUUCAGCUGAGGAAAGUUAAUUUAGAAAAGAGAACCUGUUAGUGCGUUAGAGUAUGCCAACCUGAGUUUAAAAAGGAAUUGUACCUGAUAUUUAAAAAGAUUACUUACUAUGUAGUGAGUUGUGUAUACAUAAAAACAUGUAUUUAUUGUUUAACUCUUAACUUGUACUUAAAUAAAAACCUCAACUCAAAUAUAGAUAGAAAGAUGUUUUCUGUAUGUAUACAUUUUACAAAAUACCACAUUCUAGCUAGGACUGUACAUGUUGAAGUGAAUAUAAUCACUUUUAUGGUUUAAAAAUGAAAUGUGACUGUGGUUAAAUUGGUCGCAAGAAGCGGUUGAAUCCCCCAUGCUUUUAUGUACAUAAAAAUGUGAGAUUUUAUUAGAAUGAGAACUUGUUUGUUAUUGUCUUUGUAAUUGUUGACUCCCUUUAUGAUUAAAAAAAUGUGUUUUGUUUU
Messenger RNA from Patella vulgata (common limpet), 1629 nucleotides. RefSeq names its product RAD51-associated protein 1-like. NCBI's taxonomy places the organism in Eukaryota, Metazoa, Mollusca, Gastropoda, Patellidae. The transcript is spliced from 8 exons. Gene Ontology annotation, molecular function: single-stranded DNA binding; double-stranded DNA binding. Bases 12 to 1124 code for a protein of 370 amino acids. The record is from RefSeq and is a predicted model, not a curated record. Gene Ontology annotation, biological process: double-strand break repair via homologous recombination; interstrand cross-link repair.